UGUCUCUUAAAUCAUUAUUGAAUGUUUCAGGAAUAAUAUUCUCUCGUACCUAUAGACUACAGUGUAAAAUGUAAAAGCUACACUCCUGUUGCUACUUAGCUAGUGUGUGUGGCGUAAUGAAGGCUAAAAACGCUGAAACAUGUUAGCUAAUUCUUACGUUUCAGUUUACAUUUAACUAAUCAUUCAUAGUUACUGGAAUAUGUUCUGUUGCAUUCAUAUACUAGUCAAAUGUAUGUUUAUUACUAGGCUACAGUAAAAAGGGAAGCUUCCAUGCAUGUUAAUCGGAAUAAUGUCGUGGAAUUUGUCGCUAGAUGGAGCUAUAAUGAGAACAUGCACCUUAUUAACCGGAUUUGUUCGGUAGGCAAGAAAACGUAAACAGAUUUGCUAAUGUAUAUAAAAUAGGCGAAAUAUCGGUAGCAACCUGUAGCUACCUAGUUAUGUAGGAAAAAUAUCCUUAUUAUCAUCCGAGAUUAUUUUUUCAGAAUUUUCGCGAUUUUGUUCUGUGCAGGCAAAUAUGUCAGAGGUCGCCCAGGGCUAGCUUUAGUUGCUAAGGGGAUGCGUAUCGACCACCUAUAGAGAUUAAUGGACUUGUCUUAAUUUGCUAGCAUAUUGUGUAUGUGUCCUGUCUGGUGUAUUUGAGGUUAACAUGAGAAAGGGUGGUCCCUAUCUCAGCAUGACAAGCAAUCCGUACAUAUUCACAGUUGUUAUCCAAGUGGCAGGAUGGAAAAUAGCCGUUAGGAAAGCAGUUGGAAACUGUGAAGCGACGUUUGCGCCAUCGGGCGUAAUGGUCGCGAUGAGGAAAUUCUGAGCGUUUCAGGUGGUCAAUACAUGCCCACUCCCAAUUUAUCAAUUUUGAAGAUUAUAUUGAGUUCAAAGGUAAUAAACGUAAAUCAGUCAACUGAAAUUGAUCAUAGCUUUUGAUCAGCAUCUUGAUAUGCCACACCUGUGCAGGAGAUUGAUUAUCUUGACAAAGGAGAAAUGCUAGCUAACAGUGAUAUAAAAAAUGUGUGGGCAAAAUUUGAGAGAAAUAAGAUCUUUGUGCACAUAGAACAAAUCUUUGAGGCAUUAUUUAAACGCAUUAAAAAUGACUGAAAAAAUAAAUGGUAUGUUUAUAUUUUUGCUUAGCGUUUAUAUAUCUAAUUGGGGUUCCAUAGAACUUAAUGGCGAGAUCUUACUAGUCAAAAUGUUAAUUUUCAAUUAACGUUUUGACUAGUCAUAAAUGAAUUAGCCAACAAAUAUUUGUAAUGUGAAUCUGUAGACGCUAUUAAAUGUUAAAAGGGCUUGUUUUAUCCUUUAGGUAUGCACUUAUUGCACGUGGCUUUGGAUAAAAGCGUUUUCCACAUAGUUUGGAACUCUGUAGUGAGUGUUGCAACUGAGCACAGAUGAUUUUUACGCGCUACGCCUUCAGCUUUCCGCGGUCUAGUUCUGCGAGCUUGUGCGGCCUACAGUUGACUGGGCUGCUUUAGCAAAACAGACAUUUGAAUUGAAGUGGUGUCCACAUACGUAUUUAAAUAUUUAAGAAGAACGGGUACGUUGACUGUGGACACGUGUUAAACCUCGUUUCAUGCAUGCUAAAUCAAAACUGUUCUAUUAGCCGACUAUUACAAUCUAAUCGUAUUUACCACUUCCAUGUACUAUUUUUCUCUCUCUCUUGUAUUUAUUUUAUUUUAUUGUCUCUCGCAAUUGAAUUGAUCUCUUUUAGCAGACUCGCUGUGGCCGACCGUGAUUGGCUGGCAAAUCUCAAAGGCCAUAACAGGCUGCAGGUAUAUGAAGCCUGCUACGGUGGGUACGGACAUUAAAUCUCUCUGCGUGUUGCUAUCUUGUGUACAGUUGUGAAAAAAAAUAACGAAGACUUCACCCCAUUGGCUUAAACAUCAAAAUGCGAUAUCAUUCAUUUUUGAUAUAAGAAGGCUGUUUCUGUUACAUUUUUUAAAUUGUUGGAAGGAUUUCAACUGCGCACUUUCCCUUUUGUUGAAAUAAGAAUUCUAAACGGGUUAUAUCAGAAAUAAAUUAGGAAUAGGAAAUCUACAAGAUUUUUUUUUACACAAAUUGGUCAAUGCUGACGGUCUGCACUUUUUCCGUUAACGGUAAACCUACUGAAGAAACGAACUUAUGAGAAGGUAGCGCAAGAACUCGGAGACUUCCCUGUGCACCUGUUACAAAACUACCAUGGAAAAUUCGACUGAAAUGGUGUUUGUUCUACAAGGACUGAAUGACACGAAGUCAAACAAACGCACAUACUUUGUCGUCACUCUUCUCGUUUACCUUUUUACUAUUUGCGUGAACCUGACCUUGAUUGUCACAAUUCUUUUAGAUAGAAUGCUCCAUGAGCCCAUGUUUAUAUUCCUGUGCAACUUGUGUGUAAAUGGCAUAUUUGGUGCCUCUACAUUUUAUCCUAAGAUGUUGGUGGACCUUUCAUCUGACGUUAGUGUUAUUCCAUAUAAAGCUUGCCUCACUCAAAUGUUUGUAAUAUACACCUAUGUAUUCUGCGAAAUCACUACGCUAACAAUGAUGGCUUAUGACAGGUAUGUCGCGAUUUGCAAGCCGCUCAAUUACCACUCCAUCAUCACGCCUCGGAAGGUGGUGAAAUUGUUGAUUUUUACCUGGCUGUUAUCCAUCUGUGAAUCGGGUUUUGCGGUGGUCAUGAUAGCCAGAGUACCUCUCUGUGGAUUCUACAUCGACAAAAUUUACUGCACACUUUGGGCAGUGGCAAAGCUGUCAUGUGUGGAUACGACUAUGAACAACGUAUACGGGUCCAUUCUCAUGGUUUUGCACAGUUUACAAGCUGUGGUGAUCGUGGUGUCUUAUGUUAAUAUCAUCAAAGCAUCUGUGCGAUCGCAGGAAGAUCGGAGUAAAUUCAUGCAGACCUGUUUGCCUCAUUUAAUCUCUUUGAUCAAUUUCUCAGUCGCAGCUGUUUUUGACGUCAUGUACGCUCGCUAUGGUUCCAGCAGCAGUGUGCAGGCACUGCGCAAUUUUAUGUCCCUGCAGUUCCUCGUCGUACCACCUAUCCUAAAUCCCCUCAUAUAUGGCCUGAAAAUGAACCAAAUCCGCCGGAGAAUCUUUAGAAUUUGCAGUCGGAAAACAGAUGCUCUAAGGUGAAUGCCGUUUUCACGUCCGUCUCCAUGUUUCCAUAUAUUGAUGUUUAUGUGUUGAUUAGGUGCGAAUUUUAUAUUUCGCGCUCAGCAUUUUGAUUUUGCGCAGAAAAGUCCAUCUAAAAGUUUGGAGUGGGAUUAUUUGAAAAUUAUGCAGUAAUUGCAUUGUCCAUAUCAGGACAUUGAAGCGACAAGUUUGAGACAAAAUGCAUUCGUGGUGAAAAAGUAAAGCAUUUGUGGCCAUCACGAGUUCCUGAUUUGAAGGGCACUCCUCCUUGUUGACUCAACUAGCCCCGAUUAUUCUAUAAUCACCCUACGUCAUUGGCAAUGCAAGGGGGGUCUGUUCCAUAAAUUAGCAGUAUUGAUGGGUAAGGUAGGCCAUAUAAGCAGCUGGCAUGAUAACUCAGUAGGCUAAGCCAGUUUUCGUUUUUCAAGUGUUUCAGCCGGGCUUCUCUAGUUGCUAGUUACUACAUGAAAGCGAAUUUUAUGCCUCUUGGCUCUAGAUAACUAAUUAAUAUUUCUGGUGUGGUAAUGGUCGCGCAGCCCUUGUUCGAAGAGUUUAAAUUGUAGGAUUUCGUAGGCUACUUAUUUUUAAAUUGUACACACGACCCCUGUUCACUAUUCAUUUUGCUGUAGGCUAUUAUCAGUCAUCUUCAUCUAAUUGGUUUGAUGUGUUGUUGGCAUUAAUUAUUGUAUUUAAACCUAUCAGAAAAAAAAUCUGCAUUGCUAGCUAGCUAUCUUUCUAUUGGGAUAGUGUCAAGAGUUGGGAAUGGUGUUCUUCGGCUUGCAAGCCUCACCCUUUUUCUUCCAAAGAUAACAAUGGUCAUUAUGGCCAAACACUUCAGUUUUUGUUUCAUCAGACCAGAGGAAAUUGCUUCAAAAAUUUGAUAUUUGAUAUUUGUCCCCAUGUGCAGUUGCAAACUGUAGUCUGGCUUUUUUAUCGCGGUUUUGGAGUAGUGGUUUCUUCCUUGCUGAGUAGGCUUUCAGAUUAUGUCGAUAUAGGACACGUUUUACUGUGGAUAUAGAUACUUUUGUACCUGUUCCCUCCAGCAUCUUUACAAGGUCAUUUGCUGUUGUUCAGGGAUUGGUUUGCACUUUUCGCACCAAAGCACGUUCAUCUCUAGGAGACAGAACGCGUCUCCUUCCUGAGCGAUGUGACGGCUGCGUGGUCCCAUGGUGUAUAUACUUGCGUACUAUUGUUGUACAGACGAACAUGGUACCUUCAGGCGUUUGAAAAUUGCUCCCAAGGAUGAACCAGACUUGUGGAGGUCCACAAUUUUCUUUCUGAGGUCUUGGCUGAUUUCUUUUGAUUUUCCCAUGAUGUCAAGCAAACAGGCACUGAGUUUGAAGGUAGGCCUUAGAAUAUAUUUACAGGUACACCUCCAAUUGACUCAAAUAAUGUCAAUUAGCCUAUCAGAAGUUUCUAAAGCCAUGACAUCAUUUUCUGUAAUUUUCCAAGCUGUUUAAAGGCACAGUCAACUUAGUGUAUGUAAACUUCUGACCCAUUGGAAUUGUGAUAUAGUGAAUGAAAAGUGAAAUGAUCUGUCUGUAAACAAUUGUUGGAAAAUUUACUUGUGUCGUGCCACCAGAUAUGCAGUAGAUACUGCAAGUAUUGUUUCUCCUGAAUAUAUUUUCCAAUGAGUUCAACAGGAGAAUUAAUCAGGAGAAACAAUGCUUGUAGUACCUACUGCAUACCUGGCAGCAGCAUGGUGGUUUUAGGCUCAUUUGAUACCUUGGACCUUUGAUGCCUUAAAGCCAUUUAGACAACAAAUGUGUUCCAUACUGUAUCAGCAUAAUUUACAGCUGAAUCUAGUCCCACCCCCCAAUUCCCUUAGAGAUCCAUCAGGAAGUCAUUACAUGCAAAUGAUAUGCAACCAAAUACAAAACAUGACUCUUUUAUUUGACAUUAUGUUAAUUUGUCUACUGUAUAAGUGAAUUUCCCUGUGUCUAGCUUUUCCCCAAACAGUUCACUGCAGCAAAAGUAAACGAGCAAAUGGUGGCACAGGAGGUCUCAGGAGUGCAUUUCUUUAAUUCUUGCUAAUAUUCUGACCAAUGAUUUGUUGUUAAGACCAUUAAAAGCUUAAUAUUUUGCCAUUUUUGGCUUGGUCCAUUUUUUUGCCCAGGAGUGUACAUUCAUUUUGU
Messenger RNA from Anguilla rostrata (American eel), 5234 nucleotides. RefSeq names its product olfactory receptor-like protein DTMT. Gene Ontology annotation, molecular function: olfactory receptor activity; odorant binding; G protein-coupled receptor activity. Lineage: Eukaryota; Metazoa; Chordata; Actinopteri; Anguilliformes; Anguillidae. The transcript has a single exon. Bases 2170 to 3099 code for a protein of 309 amino acids. Gene Ontology annotation, cellular component: membrane. The record is from RefSeq and is a predicted model, not a curated record. Gene Ontology annotation, biological process: G protein-coupled receptor signaling pathway; detection of chemical stimulus involved in sensory perception of smell.